Messenger RNA from Olea europaea var. sylvestris, 1073 nucleotides. RefSeq lists its product as uncharacterized. The transcript is spliced from 3 exons. The record is from RefSeq and is a predicted model, not a curated record. Lineage: Eukaryota; Viridiplantae; Streptophyta; Magnoliopsida; Lamiales; Oleaceae. Bases 463 to 891 code for a protein of 142 amino acids.
CUUGGAGGACUAGGGCUGUGUCUUGUUCUUAUAUGAUAGAAACCUUAAACAAUAUUUGGGAUAAUGGUUUCUCCUGUUUCUAAAUAUAAAAGGAAACUGUCUUGCAAUUUGUUGUAAGAAAACCUAGGUUUAUGCUUUUAUAUUGUAUAUCAUUUUCUUGGUUCAAUAUCGACAUAUAAAUGAAGGUUUUCUAAGAACCUCUGCAAGAUUGUCCUGUACUAAUUCUAUUUCUGGGCAUUGUAUGAAAAUGCUGAAAAUAGCUUUUGAUAUCUCGUCUCGUAGAUCAAGAUCAUUAAGUUCUGGAGCAGAAUUGAAAGAGUAAAGAUUUUUUCUUAAAACCCGAAAUUGGUUGAUUCGCCUCGGGGAAAGGCAGAGCCUCAGCUUGCAAUAGAGUGUUCGUUGUUGGGACGGUGUCAAAAUCAAAAGAAUUUUCUUUCGAGAGAUUUAAGCAGAAAAGUAGUUAUGAGUGAGCUUAAUUCUGGACGGCCGAAGCCAUGGAACAUCUACGGUAGUUCAUAUCCUAGUCCAUCUCAAACAGAAGUUGACAGAGAAGGUCCAUGGAAUAGCUUUGGCACAUCCAUGAAUGCAAUUUCUUUUGGCUUUGUGGCUACAGCAAUAUUGAUAUCAAUGUUUCUUAUAAUGGCUAUAUUUGAGCAUCUGUUCAGGCCAAAUGCAUCUUUUUUGUCAUCUCAAGACAACUCUACCGCCCACUUGGAAUCACCACAAGUGCAGAAACUUGGAGAUUCACACUCACAGGUACAAGCAUCAUAUGCAUCAGAUUUCUCAGUAGUAAUGCCGGGACAGCAGUAUCCUACCUUCAUUGCACAACCUGCUCCUCUGCCUUGUCCAAGAGAAGGAGCUGUUUAUUGGCCCUCCCAUCAACAUACAUAGUUUCUACUUUAAUUUUAUUGGAUCACUGCAUUUGAAAAAAAUGAAAUUUUAUCGUAUGUAUCUUCUUUAAUUUGGUCCUAUUCAGUGUAUAUUUUAGUUAAAUUGAUCUCCGACUGUAUCCCACAUUUUAGUUUUUUCAAUUUAGUAUUGUAGGCUUCUUGAUAGAAGACGAAGAUUGCUAU